UGUAGGGCUUGAAUUUACGCAUAUACACGCCACACAGGACAGGUGACAAAGCGCUCGGGUGAAUAUGAUAACGAUAAGUAACCUAUUAGCGGUGUAAUCAAAACAAGUGAUGAUUAUAGCUGUUUAUUAAUCUGCUGAAGCAAUUGUCAUAUCAAAGCUCACUGCAUUACGGUGAGGAUUGUCGUUAUGCUGUACUCUAGUGGUUCGCAGAGGUUCUUGUAAAGCAAAUCUUCGGAUACGGAAUAUGAUUCUGUAAUUGCGGAAGUAUGAUGGAUGUCAGUGAAUUGUUACAGAAAUUCUCGACGAAGGUGGAAUUUUAGCAUUCAAUAAAACGAUAAAACCAAUACGAUGGAGUUUUUAAAUGCCUCGAUGGAUGCACCUACUGACAAUUUGUAUCUGGCAUUGAUUCAGUGCUUUGCAAUUAUUCUAUGCGGGUACAUUGCUGGGAGACUCGAAAUAAUAACUAGAUCUGAGGCCAACGGUCUUAACACCUUCGUCGGCACAUUCGCGCUACCCUCACUGAUAUUCUCAUCCCUAGCACGACUGGACUUUUCAGUUGUAAACUGGAAUUUCUUGCUGGCAGUGAUGAUCGCCAAAGGCUGCGUAUUCUUGGUGGUUCUCCUCGUGUCCCUCAUAACAACCAAGCCGAUGAAUCCCGGACGAGCAGCAGUAUUCGCAAUCUUCACAACCCAGAGUAAUGACUUCGCCAUUGGUUACCCCAUGAUCGACGCCCUGUACAGCCUGACACAUCCAGAAUACUCAGCAUAUCUCUACCUAAUGGCGCCCAUAUCUCUCGCUGUUCUGAAUCCCAUCGGUUUCGUACUUCUAGAGAUUGGCAAACAAAGAACUGGAAGUGACCAACGAUCAGGCUGGGCCCUAGUUGUUUCAGUGUUAAAAGGAGUGGCCCUUAAUCCCAUCCUUUUCAUGACAGUUCUGGGAAUAAUGGGAAAUUUUGCAUUCAACCACUCUGUCCCGACCAUUCUCUCAGCAAUUCUCAAAGUAUUUGGAAAUGCGUUUUCAGCCAGUGCCCUAUUCCUCCUCGGCCUCAUGAUGGUGGGAAAAGUCCAUACGUUAAAAGGAGCAGCACUAGUCAUUCCGGGUAUUCUCAUCCUGGUGAAGCUGCUAGCAUUACCUCUCGUAAUUCGUGAAUCAGUAAUUCUGCUUAAUGCUGGUAUUAACGACACUGAUACCAGAGACCUCAGCACUUAUGGAUUUCUCUAUGGGACUAUUCCCACAGCUCCAGCUCUCUUCAUAUUCACUCUUCGUUACAAAAUGGAAAUUGAUUUAAUCGCAUCAGCCAUGGUUGCCUGUACAUUCAUGUCUGCCCCCCUGAUGUUUGUCUCGGCAAAGGUCAUAACUGCGAUCAAUAACGGAGUAUCUCCUGAUAAUUAUGCCAGACAGUUGAAUGCAUUCUCCAUGGACAUAUCUGUUGCAUCAGCAGUGGCAUGUGUCUGGCUGAUCAUCUGCUUCUUCGUACUCGAGGGAAAGAAAUUCAAACGCCCUACACACCGAUGCACCAUCUGUAUUAUCAUCGCUCAAUUCACGGUGGCUAUUGGUGUGAUCAUCUGGACAAAACUGGACAUCCAAAGUACUGGCUCCCCUCUGUGGUACCUUCAAUGUGCUUUCAUCACUGGGGGAGUUUAUGCCAGUCGAUUGCUUACAGCAGCCAUGGCAGCUACUCUGUUAUUUCUGAGUUCAAAGUCAGGAGCCUUCGUUCGAGAUCUUCAGAGGUGGAUUCUUCCAACUGCACUUGGAAUACCUUUCAUCCUGGUGACACUCAUGUGCGCCAUAGUUACCCCAAGGAAUCCCUCAGAGCCUGAUAUGCGUAAUCCGAAUUUCCAACUAGGGACUGUUGAGGGAGCUGUCUCAAUAUUUAUUUUACUGUUCAGUUUUAUUGUGACCAUUGGAUGCUUAGUACUCCAUCAGCGAUAUCAAAGGCGUCAGCAUACUGAAGCCUAUGCCAGCCUCAUAGGCAACAGUGAGAAUGCAGAGUCCACAACAAUUGACACGAGAAACGUCGUCGACGUCGAGGAUCUUAUUACUCCCAUUUCCCCUGUACCAGCAAACCCCUGUGGAGUGGACAACAAUUGCGCAUUUCAGAGGGGACUGUGUACUGCAGCCACUGGGGCACUCGACGAAUACGAACCGGAGUCUGAUAAUGAAAGGGAAAUGUCGAGGAUGGACGGCGAGGAUCCCCAGAUUCUUCGUCACGUUGUCUUCAUUAUUUUCCUUCUUUGCUCGAUGUUUAUUGGGCUUGCUUUAUCCGUUGGGACCAUGAUCAUGGAGCAGAUGACAGGAGUUUAUGCUGAGCUGGCCUUUCUGGAUGUGGCUUUCAAUUUUGGACAGCCACUCAUCGCCUUCGGAAUUUUCGGGCUUGAUCCCAGUCUCGGGAAACUGGGAAAAUGGUUGAAGAAUGCUUGCCAUGAGUGGAAGGCUAGGCAGAAACUCCAACUACCUGAUGAAGCCUCCCUCAGCCCAGAAGCCAGGAUGAUUCGGGAGCAGUUCAGCCAGUGCCACCUUCGAGAGUGUCGGGAUAGAAUCUCCAUGUGUCGCAGGAGAUUACUCACCGUUUAUGAGGGGGUCUUCUCGGGGACUGAUUUAGUUAAUUGGCUUUUGGAGGCUGAUGUCGCGCACAGUCGCGAGGAGGCUGUGCGGUAUGGGCGAUGUCUUCUUGAGAGCCGAGUACUUCAUCAUGUUGAUGGUACUCAUCAUUUUCAUGAUAGAAAUAUUUUGUAUACUUUCCAGGGAUAGAUGAUUUCUUCUGCGCCCCUGGGGGAUGAGAUAUUCUACAAUGGAGAAUAGAUUUUUUUUCUUGUUUUCACGAGUUGGGGAGAGAGGUGGAGAACUAUUUUAUUACUUUCAAGAGUUUUUUAAAGUUUUUACAAGCCUUCAUUUAAUUUUCACUCCACUCUUUUUUAGCCUUAAUUGAAGAGUAAUAAAUUUUUGAAUCAACGCACGAUUGCUUUUUCUACCGGUUGUUAUCUAGAUUCUUUAUUUUCAUUUUGAACUUUCCAUUCAUCCAGUUAUUCAGAAACGUCCAAAAAUUCGGAAUUAAAGUGCAAGACAGGCAAAAAAAAAUUGACUCCUGAAAAUUAUCUCCUUAAUUCUUCUUUAGUAUUGCAAUUUUAUUAUUGAAUUAUUAGGAAUCAUUUUCAUAAUCCAAA
Diachasmimorpha longicaudata is the source of this 3164-nucleotide messenger RNA. RefSeq names its product lysosomal cholesterol signaling protein (gene anchor). The record is from RefSeq and is a predicted model, not a curated record. Gene Ontology annotation, cellular component: membrane. Bases 349 to 2751 code for a protein of 800 amino acids. Lineage: Eukaryota; Metazoa; Arthropoda; Insecta; Hymenoptera; Braconidae. Gene Ontology annotation, biological process: intracellular signal transduction; negative regulation of BMP signaling pathway; transmembrane transport. The transcript is spliced from 3 exons.